Messenger RNA from Gavia stellata (red-throated loon), 888 nucleotides. Its product is annotated as transmembrane emp24 domain-containing protein 11. Gene Ontology annotation, cellular component: COPII-coated ER to Golgi transport vesicle; endoplasmic reticulum-Golgi intermediate compartment; endoplasmic reticulum. Gene Ontology annotation, biological process: endoplasmic reticulum to Golgi vesicle-mediated transport; intracellular protein transport; Golgi organization. Lineage: Eukaryota; Metazoa; Chordata; Aves; Gaviiformes; Gaviidae. The record is from RefSeq and is a predicted model, not a curated record.
AUGGCAGGGUUGGAGAGAGUCAGUGAUGAAACUGACUUUAUCUUUUUCAUUUUAUCUCAUUCUGCAGAACACACUGUAGUUAUUUAUAAAUGUGUAACCACCAGCUGCCUUUUCUCACAGGUUUUUUUUACUCUCAAAAAUACACUGAUAAGCAGCAAACAAAGAACGACCACAGGACUACAUACAUUUGUAAAUAGUUAUUCAAAAGCAGUACAACUGGGAUACAUAAAAACCAUGAAAAGCCAAUUAAUAGGAUUUCUUAUGAACUUUUUUAUUUCUUUUUCACUUGCUUUGUAUUUUCACAGUGGAGAAAGAGAAGAGAAAUGUAUAAUCGAAGAUGUUCCCAGUGACACGUUGGUAAUUGGGAAUUACAAAGUACAACGCUGGGAUAUACAUAAACAAGACUUUCUUGAAUCUGCUCCUGGUUUGGGAAUGUUUGUGACUGUCACAACUCCUUCUGCUGAGGUUCUAUUGUCAAAACUGUAUGGGCCACAAGGAACAUUUUCUUUUACAUCCUAUCUAUCUGGGGAGCAUAUUAUCUGUUUACAGUCUAACUCCACAAGAUUUGUGGCAUUUGCAGGAAGUAAACUGCGUAUCCAUUUGGACAUUAGAGUUGGAGAACAUUUUUUGGAUGAAUCUGUUGUUCAAGCCAAAGAUAAAGUGAAUGAAGUUAACUUUAGACUAGAACAUCUAAUUGAGCAAAUUCAUCACAUAUCCAAAGAACAAAACUAUGAAAGAGAGCGUGAAGAAAAAUUUCGGAAGACAAGUGAAGAAACCAACAGCAAUAUUUUGUGGUGGGCUAUUGUACAAACACUAAUCCUCAUCUCCAUUGGAGUCUGGCAAAUCAAAUCUCUCAGAGAUUUCUUUAUAUCCAAGAAGCUUGUUUAA